Molecule: messenger RNA, 3876 nt
Organism: Rosa rugosa (rugosa rose)
Lineage: Eukaryota; Viridiplantae; Streptophyta; Magnoliopsida; Rosales; Rosaceae
Product: leucine--tRNA ligase, cytoplasmic-like
Exons: 4
Coding region: 186-3515 (1109 amino acids)
Biological process (GO): leucyl-tRNA aminoacylation
Molecular function (GO): ATP binding; leucine-tRNA ligase activity; aminoacyl-tRNA deacylase activity
Source: RefSeq, a predicted model, not a curated record
GAAAAUCGAAUAGUGGUAAACCUACCCUUGAGAGCGGCGGAGUCCUUCACAUCUGGUUUCAGCAGCCCUUCCUUGUCGCAGUUCUCUUCUGUUCUUCAAGUUCGGAUAAAUUGGUCCACCAGUUAGUUCUAGUGCUAAUGUUACAGUUACGCUAGUGCUGCUGCUAAUACUGAGAGAAAUAGAGAAUGAGAAUAAAGUGGACUACAAAACUCCACUGUUCCAGUUUGAUUAAAAGGUACUUUACUAGUAGUGAUAUGGCGGAGGAAGGCGGGAAGAGCUUUGCCAGGAGAGACCGGCUUCUAGAGAUCGAGGCAAAGGCUCGAAACUGGUGGGAGGAGAAACAAGUUUUCAGGGCAGAGUCUUGUGAGAAGCCUCCCGGACCAGGGGAGAAGUUCUUUGGAAACUUCCCCUUCCCUUAUAUGAAUGGUUUUCUGCAUCUCGGACAUGCUUUUUCACUCUCGAAGCUGGAGUUUGCUGCGGCCUAUCAGAGAUUGAGAGGCGCAAAUGUGCUCCUGCCUUUUGCUUUUCACUGUACUGGCAUGCCCAUCAAGGCCUCAGCUGAUAAGCUUACUAGGGAGAUUCAACAGUUUGGAGAACCUCCUGUUUUUCCCGAAAAAGUGGAGAAGGGGAACGAGGAAGUGGAAGUGGAAGCCGAGGAUGUCAAUGCAGGUGCACCUCCAGCCAAGCAUAAGGGAAAGAAGUCGAAGGCUGCAUCAAAAUCAGGCGGCGAAGUGUACCAAUGGGAAAUUAUGCGAAGCUUUGGCCUCUCCGACAGUGACAUAUCCAAAUUUCAGGAUCCUUAUAAGUGGUUGACUUAUUUUCCCCCAUUGGCAGUGGAGGACCUCAAGGCUUUUGGCCUAGGCUGUGACUGGAGACGUUCCUUUAUUACUACAGACAUGAAUCCUUUUUUCGACACCUUUGUGAGGUGGCAGGUUAGGAAACUGAAAUCCAUGGGCAAGAUUGUCAAAGAUCUCCGUUACACGAUAUACUCUCCGAUGGAUGGGCAACCCUGUGCAGAUCAUGAUAGGUCCAGUGGUGAAGGAGUUCAGCCUCAAGAAUACACUGUCAUCAAAAUGGAACUGAUGGCACCUUUCCCUUCUAAAUUGGGAGUGUUGGAGGGGAGGAAAGUGUUCCUUGCUGCAGCAACACUGAGACCUGAGACCAUGUAUGGACAAACAAAUGCAUGGGUAUUGCCUGAUGGUAAGUAUGGUGCCUUUGAAAUCAAUGAAACAGAUGUGUUUAUUCUUACUCAGAGAGCAGCACGUAAUCUUGCUUAUCAAAAGUACUCUAGGGUCCCAGAGAAACCUACUUGCUUGGUUGAACUGACUGGUUAUGAUUUGAUUGGCCUUCCAUUGAAGUCGCCACUAGCACUGAAUGAGAUUAUUUAUGCUCUUCCUAUGUUGACUGUCCUAACAGACAAAGGUACUGGGAUUGUGACCAGUGUACCUACUGAUUCUCCAGAUGAUUAUAUGGCCUUGCAUGACUUGAAAUCAAAACCUGCUUUUAGGGCAAAAUAUGGUGUGAAAGAUGAGUGGGUACUGCCCUUUGAGAAUAUCCCAAUCAUUGAUAUUCCAGGAUUUGGAAAUAAUGCUGCGGAAAAGGUCUGUGCAGAUCUCAAGAUCAAAAGCCAGAAUGAGAAAGAGAAGCUAGCAGAAGCCAAGAGGUUGACAUACUUGAAAGGAUUCAAUGAAGGAACACUGAUUGUGGGGGAGUUUAAGGGAAGGAAAGUCCAGGAGGUUAAACCCUUGAUAAGGAGCAAGCUUAUAGAGGCGGGGGAGGCAAUAUCAUAUAGUGAACCUGAGAAGCGAGUACUAUCAAGAUCAGGUGAUGAAUGUGUUGUUGCGCUUACAGAUCAAUGGUACAUCACAUACGGGGAAACUGAAUGGAAAAAACUGGCGGAAGAGUGCUUGUCCGGCAUGAGUUUGUAUUCUGAUGAGACACGGCAUGGAUUUGAACACACAUUGAGCUGGUUGAAUCAGUGGGCUUGUUCACGAUCUUUUGGUCUUGGGACUCGCAUCCCCUGGGAUGAAGAAUUCUUAGUUGAGUCAUUGUCUGAUUCAACUAUUUACAUGGCUUAUUACACCAUUGCUCACUUCCUACACAAUGGAGACAUGUAUGGUUCCAGCAAAUCUGCAAUUAAACCUGAACAAAUGACUGAUGAGGUCUGGGAUUUUGUUUUCUGUGAUGGCCCGUAUCCUAAAUCAUCUGAGAUCUCAUCAUCAAUUCUGAGUAAGAUGAAGCAGGAGUUUGAAUAUUGGUAUCCUUUUGAUCUUCGGGUGUCUGGCAAGGAUCUAAUACAAAAUCAUUUAACCUUCUGCAUCUACAACCAUACAGCUAUUAUGUCCAAGAAGCACUGGCCUCGUGGUUUCAGAUGCAAUGGGCACAUAAUGCUCAAUGCUCAGAAAAUGUCCAAGUCUACAGGGAACUUUAGGACAAUUCGCCAGGCAAUUGAGGAAUUUUCUGCUGAUGCCACUCGCUUUUCUUUGGCUGAUGCUGGAGAUGGUGUUGAUGAUGCAAAUUUUGCAUUUGACACUGCCAAUGCUGCAAUCCUGCGGCUUACUAAAGAGAUCUCAUGGACGGAAGAAGUUUUGGGUGCAGACUCUUCUUUGAGACCAGGCCCCCCAACUACUUAUGCUGAUAGGGUCUUUGCGAAUGAGAUAAAUAUUGCUGUGAACAGGACUGAGCAGAAUUACAGUGGUUAUAUGUUCCGAGAAGCCCUCAAGACUGGAUUUUAUGAUCUUCAAGCUGCUAGGGAUGAGUAUCGGUUUUCGUGUGGUGAUGGGGGAAUGAACCGUGAUUUGUUGUGGCGUUUUAUGGAUGUGCAGACACGUCUUAUUACUCCAAUCUGCCCACACUAUGGAGAAUAUGUAUGGAGGGAACUCUUGAAGAAGGACGGGUUUGUGGUAAACGCAGGAUGGCCUUUGGCCGACGCUCCGGACCUAACCCUCCAGAGUGCCAAUAAGUAUUUGCAGGACUCAAUCAUUUUAAUGAGGAAGCUCCUUCAAAAGCAAGUUUUAGGCUCAAAGAAGGGUAAUAAGAAGGGUACUCCAGUUACAGCGUUGACAGAAGACCACAAUCUAACUGGCUUAAUCUAUGUGAAUGAGCACUUUGAUGGGUGGAAGGCAGAGUGCCUGAAAAUCCUCCAAAUUAACUUUAACAGGGACGGUCGUACUUUUUCUUCAGACAAGGUGAUACAAGAAGCAUUGCAAAAAAGUUCUAUUGGUCAGUCGAAAGAUUUUAGACAAAUCCAAAAGCUUUGUAUGCCUUUCAUGAAAUUCAAGAAGGAUGAAGCAAUUGCAAUUGGGGCUCAGGCCUUGGAUUUGAAGCUACCUUUUGGCGAGAUUGAGGUCCUUCAAGAGAACUUGGACUUAAUUAAGAGACAGCUUGGUCUUCAAGAGGUAGAAAUAUUGUCUGCUACAAAUCCUGAUGCACUUUCUAAAGCUGGUUCUCUUGUCAAACUGUUAGAGCAGAAUCCUCCAGCACCCGGAAGCCCUACUGCCAUCUUCUUGACCUGACCAUCAAUAGGUGAUAAAGAGCUUCAUAAUAGUCGAUAAACAAUUUUGCGGAACUGGAAGGUGAUAUUCUUGUACUCUGGUGGGGAAGGAAGUGCGUAUAUUGUUGGUUCAACGAAGUGAAGAAUUGAUGGACUGGGUGAGAGUCUUUGAGAGUGUGAUGCACUAUAUUUGAAUUUUUGAAUAUUGGGUUAAUUCGAACUAUGUAGUUUUGUUCUAGUGCUGCUUCUUACGGACGGCUAAGUUUGUUUAGAUCUAUUCAGUACAUCUGGAUUUGUUAUCUUAUCAAAAAGUAUUAUACUUUUCAACCAAAACAACAGUUAUAUAUUUCAAGAAUAUUAGUCCCUGUCAACAAGUUUGAUUG